Talaromyces marneffei is the source of this 456-nucleotide messenger RNA. RefSeq lists its product as uncharacterized. The coding region runs from base 1 to 456 and encodes 151 amino acids. Lineage: Eukaryota; Fungi; Ascomycota; Eurotiomycetes; Eurotiales; Trichocomaceae. The transcript has a single exon. The record is from RefSeq and is a predicted model, not a curated record.
AUGCUGAAAGCCACGAAAUUCGAAUCAGUGGAGUUAAGAGUGUACAUUCUCUACAGCGAAAGGACAUCCUUCAAACAUGCUCUCACUGAUCUCGCUGGGGGCAAUAGAGAAAGAGUCUUUCGCACUCUGGCCUUACAACCCGGCCCUGAUCUCCCGGCGCAAGACUACAACGACUGGUACGAGCAAGAACACAUCCCGCUCCUGUCUGAAGUGCCGGGAUGGCUCAAAUCGACUCGAUGGGUGUUGAAACAAGCGACAUCACCCAAGCACAGUAACGAACUGGGAGGGAAAGGAUUGUCAAAUUUUCUGUCUGUACAUGAAUGGGAGAGUAUGGCGUCUUUCAAGACGGAAGAGUUUAAGCGGGCUACGAAUACGCCGUGGAGGGAUCGGAUUAUUCCCAAGCUUGAUAAGAGCUUGGAAGAGAGGAGGAAUUUUGGCAAGGGGAGGAGAAUAUGA